GGUGGAUGUUUGCAGCUGUCCAAGGUGCAAAGGCAGAGUCGAAGGAAUGUACCCAAGUCGGAGCGCGGCGAGCGGCGGCUGUCAUCCAGGCUGGAUGGUGGUGCUGCUCCUUGGCUUCCUGGAGCUCGGCGCGUCGGCGUCUGACUUUGCCCAAGACCCCAGUGUGGUAGCAGUCCCGUCAUGGAACGCUUCUAGUGAUGGGCUUUCAUUUAUCCGCCUUGAAACUCCCAUGAACAACAUCACCACUUCUCUGGGCCAAACAGCCGAGCUGUUGUGCCGCGUGUCCGGCAACCCGCCUCCGACGGUGCGCUGGCUUAAGAACGACGCGCCCGUGGUACAGGAGCCACGGCGCGUGUCGUACCGCUCCACACCCUACGGAUCCCGUCUUCGCAUCCGCAAUCUGGACACCACGGACACCGGCUACUUCCAAUGUGUUGCUACCAACGCCCAGGGCACAGUGUCGACCACCGGCGUGCUCUUUGUCAAGUUCGAUCCGCUGCCUACGCCUCUACCGGGACGGCCAACGGAUGAUUUUGAUGAGGAGGGCUUCUGCCAGCCAUACAGAGGCAUCGCCUGCGCCCGCUUCAUCGGUAACCGCAGCAUCUUUGUCGACUCGUUGCAGAUGCAGGGCGAGAUCGAGACCCAGAUAACAGCGGCCUUCACCAUGAUCGGAACGUCCAACCAUCUCUCGGAUCGCUGCUCCCAGUUUGCCAUCCCGUCCCUCUGCCACUUUGCCUUCCCGACGUGUGACCGCAGCUCAGGGGCCGACAAACCUCGGGACCUGUGCAAGGACGAGUGUGAAAUCCUGGAGAAUGACUUGUGCAAGACCGAGUACAUCAUCGCCCGCUCCAACCCCAUCAUCCUGAAAAGACUGAAGCUGCCAAACUGUGACGAUCUGGCAGCCUCGGACAGUCUGGAGGCAGCCAACUGUCUGAGGAUCGGCAUCCCCAUGGCCGAGCCCAUUAACAAAAAUCACAAGUGUUACAACAGCAGCGGCUCCGAAUACCGCGGCACCGUCAGUAAGACCAAGUCGGGCCGUCAGUGUCAACCGUGGAACUCCCAGUAUCCUCACAGCCACAACUUCAUGGCCGCCCGCUUCCCGGAGCUCAACGGGGGCCACUCGUACUGCCGCAACCCGGGAAACAAACACGAGGCCCCCUGGUGCUUCACGCUGGACGAGGGCGUCCGCAUGGAGCUCUGCGACAUCCCCGUCUGUGACCACAAGGAGAAGUCUGGUGGCGGCAACAUGGAGAUCUUGUACAUUCUGGUUCCGAGUGUGGCCAUCCCGCUGGCCAUCGCCUUGCUCUUCUUCUUCAUUUGCGCGUGCCGCAACAACCAGAAGUCGCCCAGGCCGCCUGCCCCUCGCCAGCCCAAACCGGUGCGUGGGCAAAACGUGGAGAUGUCCAUGCUCACCACAGCGUACAAGCCAAAGAGUAAGGCCAAAGAGCUUCCCCUGUCAGCGGUCCGUUUCAUGGAAGAACUUGGAGAGUGCCCACUGGGGAAGAUCUACAAGGGUCACCUGUACUUGCCGGGCAUGGAGCAAGCACAACUGGUUGCCAUCAAGACCUUGAAGGACGUCUCCAGCGUCCAGCAGUGGAGUGACUUUCAGCAGGAGGCGGCCGUGCUGACGGAGCUGCAGCACCCAAACGUGGUGUGCCUGCUGGGCGUGGUGACGCAGGAGCAGCACGUCUGCUUGCUCUUUGAGUUUCUCCCUCAAGGCGACCUUCACGAGUUCCUCAUUAUGCGCUCGCCGCAUUCCGACGUGGGCUGCAGCAGCGACGAGGACGGAACCGUCAAAUCCAGCCUGGAUCACGGCGACUUCCUGCAUGUGGCCAUACAGGUUGCCGCUGGGAUGGAGUACUUGGCCAGUCACUUUUACAUUCAUAAAGACCUUGCAGCCCGCAACAUUCUAGUGGGCGAGCAGCUCCACGUGAAGAUAUCGGACCUGGGCCUGUCCCGAGCGAUCUACUCGUCAGACUACUACUGCAUCCAGCCCAAAACGCUUUUUCCUAUCCGCUGGAUGCCCCCGGAGGCCAUCGCCUACGGAAAGUUCACCACAGACUCGGACAUCUGGUCCUUUGGGGUGGUGCUGUGGGAGGUCUUCAGUUACGGCCUGCAGCCUUAUUACGGCUUCUCCAACCAGGAAGUGAUGGAGAUGGUUCGAAAAAGGCAGCUGCUGCCCUGUCCUGAAGACUGUCCGCCCAGAUUCUACGCUUUGAUGAGCGAGUGCUGGCAGGAGGGACCCGCGCGAAGACCUCGCUUCAAGGACAUCCACAACCGCCUACGAGCCUGGGAGGGCCCGUCGUCUCACGCCAGCUCCAGCACGCCCUCUGGCGGCGGAGGCAACGCCACCACCCAGACCACCUCGCUGAGCGCCAGUCCCGUCAGCAAUCUGAGCAACCCUCGCUACGCCGCCGCCGCCGGUUAUCUCUACCCGGCCCAGGCCAUCCCCUCACCGGGCCAGAUGGCUCAAAUGCCAGCGUGGGCAUCCAUGGCGAUGCCUCAAACGCACCCGCGCUUUAUUCCCGUCAACGGCUACCCCAUUCCGCCAGGCUACGCGGCUUUCCCCGCUCAUUUCCCUCCCCCGGCGCCCCCCCCGCGGCUCAUCCAGCAUCACAUGCCGCCGCCUAAGAGCCGUUCGCCCAGCAGCGCCAGCGGCUCCACCAGCACGGGUCACGUCAGCGGCGGUCCCUCCACCGCGGGCUCCAACCACGAGGCCAACACGCCGCUGCUGUCGCACUGUAUCAUGCCGGGAAACGGCGGCGGCCCGGUGGUCCAAGUGUACGGACAGCUAUCUCAGAAGACCAUGGGACAGCUGGACCACAUGCAGACAUCAGCGCUGCUCGCACCUGACUCGGACGCACUGAUGUACAAUGACGCUGUCAUCACUGCAGACCUGUAGAGUUCAAGACAAAAAAACGCAAUUGCUCACUGUCUCCCACUUGUGGCUGGCUUGAGAAACGACGUUGCUUCUCAUCCAAAUGAAGACGGGCCUGCGGCAACAUUUGGGUCUGCAACAACCAGCCACCAUCCAUCCAUCCAUUUGUCUUUGGGGUCACAGGUAACCCGGAACCGGCGCCGGCUUGACUUUGAGCGAGAGGCCAGACUGGUCACACGACAUUUAAACAAGUGUCCUUUCUAUCGUACACUUUCAAAUGUUGCCUUGUGUAUAAAUCCACUGCGCAAGUCCUGAGUGAAUGAGCGGAUGAAAUGCAAAGUUCUAUUUUCAAGACAUGAAGACCAUCCAUCCAAGUGUAAGUGGAAUAUUGCAGUCCAAAUUGGGCCAGUUACGCUAAAAGCCAAAAGCAUGCGACAGGUGGAAUUCAAUCCACCAACGUUUGGUUCUGUGCAUUAAUCAGGCAGCUAAGCGCAUAUUUGCCAUGUUGACACGCGCCAUGACACCUGAAUGUCACCAGGCCUCCUUUUCUACUUUCUGCCUUAGUUCCUGCAAAUAUGACAGGAAGGGCCUCAACGUCGCCAUUCUUUUCCCCCCAUCUCACAAGAGUGAGUUUUGUACAUUUGAAUUCCCAUUGGGUUAUUAUUUUUGAAUUUUGAAGGAAACUCUCCUUGUUUUGUUACUGCCACAUGAAAGACGUGGCGAGUCGUGCUACCUUUUUCGGAGGAAUGAUUAUGAUAUGCAUGGAUUGUAGUGGCCUCUACCAGAAGAAUGUUCCAAUAUUGAAUUCGACUGAAGAAGAAAACCAAUGGAUGGCCUUCAAAAGGAUUCAUGUUUGUGCUGGUGGAGAAAAGACGUCCCAAGUGUACUUACUAUUUGAACCGUCUCCUUUUUGUCUUUAGCAGUAUCUGAUGAUCAGUUGGAAGCACGUGAAUCCCACAAGCCUUAUUUGAAAGUGUUCCAGAGCUCUACUACCUAUGAAAGCGACAAUCACUGCCUCGUGCUCUCACCGUUUUUCUCUCUGCGCACCAUUUGAGACCAAUAGCCGCUGUUUGUGGAACUUGAUGAUGACAUAUUUGACAUUUUCAUCUUCAGGCCAAAAUAAUUCAGCCAUUUCUUUUCCGGGCAAUGUUUCCAGGCUCAGUCAUAUAUGUCGACAAUCUGGCCUCUUUGUGAUGUAGCAAUGCAAAUACCACUUGUAUGCAAGACUGUGAAUUUUAAUCCAAUCAAAAUCCUUUUUGUCAUUUUGUGUGUGUUUUUUAACAAACCAUAGAAGUCCAUUUGGAGCGUUUGAAUUGAUCAUGGGGUGCCAAUUUGAGCAAGUUUACAUGUUUGUACCGUUUGACCAACAGGGCAAUUGUUUGUAUGAAUAUUUUUGCACAGUUGUUUUUGUAUCGCAGUCAUUUAUUAAAUGAUGUUUGCUUUA
Syngnathus typhle (broad-nosed pipefish) is the source of this 4322-nucleotide messenger RNA. It is a transcript of the gene ror1, whose product is annotated as receptor tyrosine kinase-like orphan receptor 1. Gene Ontology annotation, biological process: cell surface receptor protein tyrosine kinase signaling pathway; positive regulation of kinase activity; positive regulation of canonical NF-kappaB signal transduction. Lineage: Eukaryota; Metazoa; Chordata; Actinopteri; Syngnathiformes; Syngnathidae. The coding region runs from base 47 to 2902 and encodes 951 amino acids. Gene Ontology annotation, cellular component: signaling receptor complex. Gene Ontology annotation, molecular function: protein binding; protein kinase activity; ATP binding. The record is from RefSeq and is a predicted model, not a curated record. The transcript is spliced from 12 exons.